GACAGGUACUCCGCUCGUCGCACGCGCAGAGGAUGCGUAUCCUUUGCUGGAAAUUCUUCUGCCCGAGGGGGAGCUCCCCUCGGUGAACGACUUCGCUGCCCGGUAUGGCCGCCGCGGUGCACAGCGCCUUCAGGAGCUUCACGCCCUUCUAGGGUCAGUUAUGCUUCGUCGCACCAAGGUGGAGAUGCUCCCUCAGCUGCCGAAGAAACGUCGGCGGAGAGUGCUUCUGGACCUUGGGCCUUCUGCUCCCUCUGCAAGUCCAGCUGCUCGCGAGGAGCCUGUGGAGGAGGCUUGCGAGAGAUUGGCGAAAGCGAAGAAAGCUGCGGUGGCAGAAUAUCUGUCCUGCUUGCUGGCUGCUAACGUCCGGUUCCUCGUCUUCGCCCACCACUUGGCCAUGCUCGAUGCCCUGGAGAAGUCGUUGCGGGAGCAGUCCGUCCGGUACUUCCGCAUCGACGGCAGCACCGUGAUGACAGAGAGAUCAAAGUACAUCGAUUCGUUUCAGACCACCGACUACUUUCAGGUGGCGCUGCUGUCCCUCACAGCAUGCUCGCAAGGCUUCACGCUCAGUGCUGCCUCCCUCGUUGUUUUUGCGGAGCUCUUUUGGGUUCCUGGGACACUCCUCCAAGCAGAGGAUCGAGCCCAUCGCCUUGGCCAGGAAAGCAUGGUGGAUGUGCACUACUUAGUGGCUCCUGGAACAGUCGAUGAGCGCAUGCUGGCUGCCGUAGAGAGACGCGCGCGAGAUGCGGAUAAAGCUGUCGAUGGGGGCACCGCAACCGCACCGCUGGCCAGAGAAGGAGGCAUUCUGGAAGCGCCUGUGGUAGAGAAGGCCACCGCUCUGGAGGAGGUGGCAUCAG
Molecule: messenger RNA, 854 nt
Organism: Symbiodinium necroappetens
Lineage: Eukaryota; Dinophyceae; Suessiales; Symbiodiniaceae
Source: the annotation of a GenBank genome assembly